This is a messenger RNA of Histoplasma capsulatum G186AR, 1349 nucleotides long. RefSeq names its product chorismate mutase/prephenate dehydratase. Lineage: Eukaryota; Fungi; Ascomycota; Eurotiomycetes; Onygenales; Ajellomycetaceae. Bases 151 to 1194 code for a protein of 347 amino acids. The record is from RefSeq and is a predicted model, not a curated record. The transcript is spliced from 3 exons. Gene Ontology annotation, molecular function: prephenate dehydratase activity; chorismate mutase activity. Gene Ontology annotation, biological process: L-phenylalanine biosynthetic process. Gene Ontology annotation, cellular component: cytoplasm.
AUUAGAUACCUAGCGGGGUAACCAUUUUCACGAACUACGGAAGAACACUUUUCAAUUCGCAGCAAUUGACUCCCGUAUUAAAUAUCCCAUUCGAAAGGGUAGUUUGAUAUACAUCCCUCUAUCAACUGGGUGAAGGUACAACUCCGCAGCAUGUCCCCGUCUCCCGCUCAAAGGGAGUUGAGGGUAACUUUUCUCGGACCACUGGCCUCAUUCUCCCACCAGGCAGCUCUAGACCUCUUCCCCACCUCUCCAGCAAGAACAAUCACUCUGCUCCCCAAACCCAGCUUCGCGGACGCCUUCGCCGCCAUCCAAUCCACGGAGGCAGAUUACGCUGUCAUCCCCUUUGAGAACUCCACAAACGGCUCCGUCGUGCAGACUCUUGACCUCCUGGCUGACCGCGAUAGUCGAUACAGUGACAUCGUCGUCUGCGGAGAGUACUAUCUAACCGUCCACCACUGUCUGCUUAUCCGGAACGAGGACGCUGCUUCAGACAUAUCACAUCCCGAAACCAUCUACCGCUGCAUCUCAAGACUCUACACGCACCCCCAAGCAUGGGGCCAAUGCGAGGCUUUCCUCUCCAAAUACUUCCGCGGCACAGAGAGACAAGACGCUCCCUCAACUUCCAAAGCAGCAAGCAUCGUCGCGAAAAGCGGUAGCAAUACCCUGCCCGGUUACGGUGGUGGGGGUGGUGGUGGUGCUGGUGCUGGUCAAGGCGAAAACGGCAACAACGGCGAAGGCAUCUCAGCCGCAAUCGCCAGCUCCCUCGCAGCCGCGCACCACAACCUAUGCGUCCUAGCCGCCAAUAUCGAGGACCGCGCCGAUAAUACGACGCGCUUCCUCGUCUUGCGGAAUGGCCAUAGUGAGAAGACGAGAGAUGACGAGCAGGAUUUUUAUCCCUCGUCCACCAUAGCGCCCACAAAAGUAAAAUCCCUCAUCUCCUUCAUGAUUGCCCAUGAAACCCCCGGCGCCCUCGUCGACGCCCUCACGAUCUUCCGCCGCCACGGCCUCAACUUAACCAGCAUCGUCUCUCGCCCGGGCCAGAUUAGGCCCUGGCAGUACAUCUUCUUCGUGGAGUGCGAGAGAGUGCGUGGCGUGCAUGAGGAGGACGUUGUUGAGAAGGCAAUGGAGGAGUUGGAGGGGAAGACGAGCUGUUGUAGGGACCUGGGGAGUUGGGGAGAUCGGUUGGGGAGGUGAGAAAAGGAGGGGGAGGAAGGGAAGAAGGGAGGGGUGAGUGAAAUGGAUUCGUGUUUAUAAUAUGAACGAGUGAACGAUUGUUAUGUAUCUCUUUAUGAUAGAUUAGUUCUUUUUCUUAAUGUCUUUUUAUAUGGAAAACAACGUUACAACAAUGU